AGUUUACUAUUUUGUUGCAUUUGAUAAGUUGUUCAUCUUGAAUUGAAUGAGCCAUAAAAUGGUUCUUAAAAUAUUUCUUGUGAUUAUUUCUUUAGUUUCGUGUGUGGUCAGUGAUUCCUGUGUGACGUACGAUUUUGAAGGAGAUUUCAAUGAUUCAUUUAGUAACUUUGGUAUCUGUGACUCCAUGCCCUUGUGGUAUGUCGGCGAUUACAGCAGUUUGGGCAUUAGCGGUCCAAAUAGCCUUAGUACCAAAUUCAUCGCACCUCAUACAAGUAUGAGUUGUGCCUCAUCAUUCAUUUUUACUAUGAAUGCGGGUGGUACGAUUGAAGUGAACAUUUAUAUGGAACCAACAAAUGAUUAUGAUCAUUUACAAGUUAUGGUCAAGCAACACCAAUCUAAUGGAGCAGCAAUCAUCACAGGAAUGGCAUAUCUAAAGAUGGUCAAUGGAUGGACUACUGCACGAAUACCUAUAGCCGGCCCAGAUACAUAUCAAGGCUACAUAACCUUAAUUGGCAUGGCGUUUCCUAAUUCCAAAGUUUUAGUUGAUUCGUUCCGGUAUAUACCUCCUGGUACGUCUGAAACUGUAUGCUGGCUUUACGAGCCGCCACCAACCACUCCGGCGCCAAACCCUGACUGUAUCAGACCACCUGGUGAAGAAGAUUCAUCGUUUUGGACAAAACUCAUCAUUGCAUUGCUAAUUUUUUUGAAUUUAGUAGUGUUGGUUUUAACAUGUGUUGUGUUUUACGAACUUGGAAGGAGAAAGGCCAGUAUACCUUUAAUGAGACGUUUUGUCUCAACGCCAUCGCCACCACCACAACCUUCAACAUAGUGAUGAUAUACAUAGCCUGGAUAGCUAGCCAGUGUUUCAUUCUGUUUUUCUUUAUUUAUUAAAUUUUAAACUUUAUGGUUUUGAUAUAAAGUCGAAAAUUUCGAAAGAUGUUUUAGUAGUUUGGCAAAGUAACUUUUUUUCUUUGUGCUUAACUUUGUUUGUAUCUAACGUAGUUGCCUGGCUGUCCCUGUAAAUUGUUCCUUGAGCGCUUUGCCAAGAGGUUUGUUUUUGUUAAUAUAUAUUAUGAAAAAUUA
Messenger RNA from Spodoptera frugiperda (fall armyworm), 1083 nucleotides. RefSeq lists its product as uncharacterized. Lineage: Eukaryota; Metazoa; Arthropoda; Insecta; Lepidoptera; Noctuidae. Bases 47 to 829 code for a protein of 260 amino acids. The record is from RefSeq and is a predicted model, not a curated record. The transcript is spliced from 2 exons.